This is a messenger RNA of Halichondria panicea, 2053 nucleotides long. RefSeq lists its product as uncharacterized. The record is from RefSeq and is a predicted model, not a curated record. The coding region runs from base 145 to 1881 and encodes 578 amino acids. Gene Ontology annotation, molecular function: signaling adaptor activity; receptor tyrosine kinase binding. Lineage: Eukaryota; Metazoa; Porifera; Demospongiae; Suberitida; Halichondriidae. The transcript is spliced from 11 exons. Gene Ontology annotation, biological process: signal transduction; actin filament organization; cell migration.
CCCCUCCCCUUUCUUGCAGCAUUUUAAAGGGGCCUACCUGCUUGCAUGACUGCUGGCUAGACUGGCUAGACACAACAGCCACUCCUCUUGCAAGCAAACAAACAACUGGCUUUGUAAAGUGAAGGACUGGACAUAACUCAAGAGAUGGCUUAUUACCAUGGAUUAAUCUCAAGCAGGAGAGCAAAUUCAUUGCUCACUUCAAAGCCUGAUGGCACUUUCUUGAUCAGAGACAGCCAGAGUCAGCCUGGAAGCUUUGUCCUCUCAGCCAAAAAUGGUCCAAGAAUGCACCAUGUGCUUGUCUUCCAGAAAGAGGGCAAGUUUCAUCUCGACAGCGCUGGGGAGCAAAGUGAAGAUCCCAUCAUUUUCGAGACAAUGGAUGAAAUGGUGUCCUUUCUCAUUGGUCAUGACCUGAAGGUCAAUGGGGAAGAGAUACAUCUGCAAGAGAUGCUACCUUGUAUUGAUGAGCUGAAGUACAGGGUCCGACUAUCAAGCAAUGCUGCAACAAGAGGUGCAGAGACCGAGGACAGUGACCAGUUGACAAAUCUUUUUGCUACGUUGUUCGGAACCCACUGUGUGGUUAUAUGUACAGCACACAGCAAGCUGAGCUUUGAUGGGAAACCACUGGCCAAAGAUGGAAAGGAAUAUAUGGCUGUUAUUGCAAAAGAUGGGAAGCAAAAAGGUUUCUUCUUAAGACUUGUCGACAAAGAAGAGAAAUGUGUAAUUGGCGAGAAAAAAGUUGGGAAAGUGUUUCAGUACGACUUGCCAGGAGACUUAGUCAUGACAUACUUAUCUGAGCAUGGGAUAACGUGUAUUGGUUUCCGUGACACUCGUGAAAAGGACCGGUUUCUGCACCAGAUUGACAGAAUUGUCAAGCUGCAUCAAGAUCGUGCCGUCAAACUGAGAGGGAGAUCAGAGUCCGACGCUAGACCACCACCCUCAAACCCAACCGAAGUGGUGCACAAAAUGAAAGCCACAGAUUUUGAUAUCUAUGACAUCAGUCCUGAGUGGCAGUACUUGUUCGACCAGGCAGGCAUUACCCAGGAGAUGCUAGAGAACACAAAGACACUACAGUUCAUCUUGGACACAGUGUAUAAAAUUGGAGGAGAACCAGAGAAAAUUGACAGUGUACUAGAAGCAAAUGGCCACUCUAACGGGGACAGUGGAGACCAAACAAAGGAGAGAAUAGAAGCUCUAACACUAGAUGCCAAUCUUAAACGAGAAUCAAUGCGAGCAUCGUUACUAUCAGAAGAGCUCAUGAAAAGCUCUCUUACAAAGUACCUCCACAAAUCAACCUCACAUGUGUGCUCGUAUCUUAUUCUGUGUGAGAGGUUCAAGGAUCAUCUGGUUGUAAAGCACUCGCUGAUUUCACUGAGCCCAGAAAAUGCUGUAUGUUUCUGUGAGAAGUGUGCCGCUGGGAAGCCAAUGGUUCAGAUUGCUGGCAAUCCUCCUCAGCAAUACUCCCUUCCGCUGGGUUGGUGUCAAUUCAUUCACCAAUCUCAAACUCACAAGUUCUCUCAGCGCUUUGCCUCCCAUUGGCAUGUGGGUUACUGCUGCGUUCCAGCGUCCAGAGUUGGCGGAGUCUUUAGGACGGGGCAGUUGCUCCAUGCCCACUCGACGGGCAAGGUUCUCCUCAGUCCAGACGUCAACUGUGCCUGCAGGGUUUCUUCCAUUGCACCAGAAACGUAUCACGACCAAGCUAUGGACCAACAUUUCAAGGUGCACACAGUGUUUCAAGUGUUCAUUCAGCCGGGGACCUACAAUGUGCAGGUGGCUACAGAGCCAAGCUCCUCCACCCUCAGCACACAGCUAGAGUGGCACGUCUCAGAGAGAACUUACAUCAUCCACUCACUACUCGUCUUAUUGGUGCCCUCAGCUAAUUAGGGAUAAUUACUGACUGACAGCAAACCAAACUAUAAUUAUAGUAAACAACACGAUAUAGCUAUACUCACUUUAUAUGGAACUUUAAUUAUUAUUGCACGACAAUAUUAAAUUGUACAGUCAUGCAAUUUUACGUCAAUGUAAUUAUGUCCCUAAUCAGAUGUUGUCGAAGUUA